CGCGGAAGUGCCGGGCCGGGCCCUUCUUGUGUUCCCUUCGCUACCUGGGAAGGUAGGCGAGUGCGCCAGGCAAGGGGCAGCGGGGCAAGCUCGCCCUCUCCGCGCUCUUGGGCUCCUUCUCCCCUGCAUCCAAAGCCAGUCGGAGCUGGACGGGAGCCUGCCUGCCUGGGCAGCCACCCCCCCCCCCGUCCACCCAAGUUCUGGAGAGCCCUCCCCUCUUUCUUUCUUUCCUUCUUUCCUUCUUUCCCUCCCUGCCUCCCUGCCUCCCUCUCUCUGUCUCUUCCCGAGGGACGGGCGCAAGGAGGGCGCGCGCAGAGGACCCGCGGAAAGGGAGGCUGCGGCUUGAGCGGAAUCGAGGGGUCCCGCCACAUCGAGGAGCCUUUGGAGGGUCUGGCCGGCCCGACGCCGCGGGGUCAAGGCAGCCGAGGCAGCCGCAAGGGAUGCGCGCACUUUCUGGAGCAGCCGAGCCAUCGGACUUCCCGCCCCGACUGCAAUCUGCGCCUCGCCUCUAAAACCGGAUGCGGUGCCCUUUGGUGCCCCCGUCUAGGAUGUCUCCUGGCAGGAGGAGAGCAACUUUGGGCGCCCCUCUCGGAGGCGAAGUGGGCCCAGCGCCUUAAGGGGGCCAGAGGAAGGCCGGCGCCUGUGAGCAGUGUGCAGGCCUUUCUGGGCUCUCCCAUGGCCUGGGCUGGGGCUGAAGGGGAUGGAGCCGCAGCACAAUGGAUCAUCGGCCAACCGGAGUGUGCCCAUCGGCCUUCCCUACACGCCCCUGGAGACGGCGCUCAUCCUGCUGGCGGUGCUGGCCAUGGCCUGUGUGACGCUGAUGGGGAACGUGCUGGUGGUACUGGCCGUGUGCACCAGCCGGGCACUCCGGGCUCCUCAGAACCUCUUCUUGGUCUCUCUGGCCGUGGCGGACAUCCUGGUAGCCACCCUCAUUCUCCCUUUCUCCUUGGCCAAUGAGGUCAUGGACUACUGGUGCUUUGGCAACCUCUGGUGCCGGCUCUACCUGUCGCUGGACGUGCUCUUCUGCACCUCCUCCAUCAUGCACCUCUGUGCCAUCAGCCUGGAUCGGUACUGGGCGGUCACCCGGGCCGCCCGGUACAACCUCAAAAGGAGUCCCCGGAGGAUCAAGGCCACCAUCGCCUUUGUCUGGGUCAUUGCUGCCUUCGUCGCCUUGCCGCCUCUUUUCAAGACAUCACCCGAGGACAAUGUGUGUUUGCUCAAUGACGACACCUGGUAUGUGCUGGCUUCCUGUUCGGCCUCCUUCUUUGCCCCCUGCCUCAUCAUGGUGGCCGUCUACUGCCGGAUCUACCAAGUGGCCAAGCGCAGCAACUCUGUGGUCAUUGCAGCGAGGCGGGCCUCCCAUCCCACCUUCAACUCGGUGGGCAAGUGUGACGCCAGGAGGGUGAGCAUCCAGCAGCACUCGGAGGAAGGGCAGACCGAAGUCUCCGAGCUCAGCCAGCUUGCCCACAUCCGGCCAAGCGUGCCCCGUCUCUCUUGGCAAAGGAGGAUGGUGGAAGAGAUGGGCAACAGUGGGGCCAGCCCAGGCAAGACCCCACAGCUCUCUUGGUCUGUGCCCUCCUGCCAACAGAAGCGCAGAAGUCGGGACCUGCCCCUCUCCCCUGGCCAGCAGAGGCGCCGAAGUCGGGACAUGUCCUUCUCCACCCACCGGCUGAUGCAGGCCCGGGAGCGCAGGUUCACUUUUGUCCUGGCUUUCAUCAUUGGAGCAUUUGUGCUCUGUUGGUUUCCGUUCUUCUUCAUGUACAGCCUCGAAUCUGUGCUCGGGGAAGACUGCUGCAUCUCCAGGACUGUCUUCAAAGUCUUCUUCUGGAUCGGUUACUGCAACAGCAGCUUCAACCCUAUCAUUUACACUAUCUUCAACCGGGACUUCCGCAGAGCCUUCCAGCACCUUCUGUCCCGGGCUGAUCCACUUCGGCGUCGAAAAUGAGAAUCUUGGCAGAGAUUUAGUGGAGUGUGUAAGUGAGAAAGACAGUAGUGCACAGAGCCUUGCAGGCCUGGGAUGAUAAAACAGGUAACUGGUCGGCUCUGGCUGAUGAACUGAUAAAGCAAGAGUUGCACGCCAGUGGCAUAAGCGUGCCAAGUGAUGCACUUAGGUUAUUUGGCCUGCCAUUACUGUGCCAAGUGAUAUGUUAGGUUUAUGUGGCCUGGUAGUGGCCUAGAAUUCAGUUUACAUUUUUGUCUGCCUCACCAAAAAGAAAAUGGCCUUGUGGUUGGAGAGAUGGGGCACAAAACUUCUCUUUUGAUUUGUGGAAGAAUUCCCACAAAGUGUAGCCACUCCUGCAAGAAAAGUAAGCAU
Molecule: messenger RNA, 2314 nt
Organism: Anolis sagrei ordinatus
Lineage: Eukaryota; Metazoa; Chordata; Lepidosauria; Squamata; Anolidae
Source: RefSeq, a predicted model, not a curated record